GAUGUAUUCUUUGUUAACUGUUUUGUGAGAAUGUGUUUAUAAACGUGAAUGUGUGUGUAGUACAGAGCGUCGAUGGCGGAAUCAAGUACCCCAUCGACCUUCUAUUCGAUUAGUUAGUGUACUUGUAAUGUUUAUAAGUGUGAAGGAUGAUGAGGAAUAUCGAUUAUUCCUUCAUCUUACAGUAAGUGUAAAUAAGAAAUAAUGUAUUUAAAAAUGAGUGAAAAAGUGAGUGUGUUUAGGUUAAAACUGCAAGGGAUGGGGUGAAAUGACUUUGAGAGGGAUGGAUUCCAACCUCAAUGGUAGAGAUUCGACCCUGAACAUCAAGCUACCGGAGUGAUAGGUGAUUGGCAAGCCGCGAGAAGACGUAGGUUCGAUUAUACUUUAAAAAAAGCGGUACAAUAGCAAAGGUGAAGUGCUUUAAAUUGGAAUUUAAGUUCAUGCAACCAAGUCCACAGGUUUUGGACAGUCAAGCAGAUGUUUUGUGACUCUCCGAUAGAUCAAAAGAGAGGGCCUUUUGAAUACUUUUGCAAUUAAUGCUCAUGUUUUUUCCUUCAAACACCGCCUGGAGUGAAUUGCUUUGUUUGAUUUUCCGCCUUUGUCCCUAAAUGACUUUUCAUUUUACUUCCUGUCUGCCUGUAAGUUAUUGUAUACAUGGUAAGUCUGUAAGUCUGAAUAAUAAGGUUAAGUCAUUCCUUACAUAAACGUUUAUGUGGUUACAUAGUUAUGCAAUAUAGAAUUGGACCUGGAAAAGACUAGUAGUCGUAUCAGAAAAAAAUUGGAAAAAUUGAAAGCCGAAACUGCAAAACAACACGGCUAAUGGCCUGAAAGAGAUUGUUGAAAUUAGGUUGAUUAGACGUGCUGGAAUUUCCCUGAUAUAUAAAAUUCUCUCAAACAACUUCCACUCGUGUCGAGAUGCUAUUGCUGGUCCUGUUGUUCUCCUGUUCUGUCAUUUCAGUGAAAUUGCCCGUCCACUGGCCGAAAUGCUUGCAUGGGGCAGGAAUGAACGAGUGCUUGAAAAACGCGAUGCAACUCGCAAUCAAAGACUUAGCGAACGGCAGUAAAUCUUUGGGUGUGCCACCGCUUGACCCUUGGCCAUACACAAAAUUGGAGUACAGUCAAAAACACAAGCCAGUGGCUUUGUAUGCUGUCGCUUCUGACUCUGAAACAACUGGAUUAAGAAACUCAACCAUCCAUUCAGUCUGGACGGAUUGGGAAAAAAUGGAAAUCCAAAUGAGCUCGCCUCGUAUAAAGAUAAAAGGAAACUAUUUGAUUAAUGGAACUUUGAUAUUUUUCCCUUUAUCAGGACAAGGGGAAUACUCGGUUGUUUUUGAGGGCUUCAAAGCUGAAAUAAAAAUGCUUUUCGAAAAAUACAGAAAAUCGGGACACGAGUACAUCAGGGUGAAGCGAGCAAUGUUUCACCCUGACGCUGAAAACGUUUCGGUCCAUAUGACUGGCUUGUUCAACGGCAAUAAAGUCCUCAGCGAGAGGACGAUCGCACUGAUCAACAAAAACUGGAAGUUCAUACUGGUCACGGUGGCUCCGUUAGUAUCUGAGACGUCUGCAAUUCCUAUCGUUGACGUCUGCAACAGCAUUUUUUCCAGGGUUCCAGUAAGAGAGUUCAUACCGGAGAAAAAGCUAUACUAAAAAGAUCGCAUUACACGUUUAUAUAUAUCCUGUAUAAAUAAAUCCUCUGUGACUGUUUCUUGUGAAUUCACUUUUUCUUCAUGUUACAUGUUACAUCUAGUAAAGUAUUUUUCUUUGAUACUUACAAAAUUAAAUUU
Cimex lectularius (bed bug) is the source of this 1781-nucleotide messenger RNA. RefSeq names its product protein takeout-like. The transcript is spliced from 6 exons. The record is from RefSeq and is a predicted model, not a curated record. Lineage: Eukaryota; Metazoa; Arthropoda; Insecta; Hemiptera; Cimicidae. The coding region runs from base 913 to 1644 and encodes 243 amino acids.